GAAAGCUUCUCCCCCUCCAGAUGGGAGGAGAGCAUAGUGACCAGCCAUACCUCCCGCUCCCUCCCCAGGCUGGCCAAUCACCUCCUCAUCUCUCUGGGAGGGGGCACCAGCUAGCUCUUUUUAGCCAAUGAGAAAGGAAUCCCCCCCCCAGCCUCCACAAGUCCUGCUGAGGGGGGGCGGGGAGGAGAGGUUUAAAAUCCCAGAAGUAUCUCCAUCCCCUCCCCAGUGAGUCCCAAUGACAAGCAGGUCUGGGCCUGAUGCUAGGUGCUGGGCUCCAGGGCUUUGCGGUGGGAUUCCCAGAGGGAGGCAGAGAGGAAGCCAGACACCAUGAGCUCGGUCCCCAGCCACCAGUGGCUGGACCAUGUCUUCAGUGCGGUGGAGAGUGAGUUGGAAAUGGGCCCUGAGAAAGAGGAUGUCUCGGAGAGGGAGAUCAAGGUGGUGCUGGAGGAGAAAGAGCUGUGGAUGAACUUUAAGGAGCUCACCAAUGAGAUGAUAGUCACCAAAACUGGCCGGAGAAUGUUCCCAGUGCUGAAGGUCGGCAUCUCGGGCCUGGACCCCAAUUCCAUGUACUCUAUCCUCCUGGACUUUGUGGCUGCAGAUGGGAACCGCUGGAAGUAUGUCAACGGGGAGUGGAUUCCUAGCGGCAAGCCUGAGCCCCAGAGCCCGGGCUGCGUCUACAUCCAUCCCAAAUCCCCAAAUUUUGGGGCUCACUGGAUGAAAGCCACCGUCACCUUCAGCAAAGUCAAGCUCUCCAACAAGAUGAAUGGAGGGGGGCAGAUCAUGCUGAACUCCCUCCACAAGUAUGAGCCCCGCGUCCACAUCGUGAAGGUCGGGGGGCCUCAGAAAGCAAUCAGCAGCUUUGCUUUCCCGGAGACCCAGUUUAUUGCCGUCACUGCCUAUCAGAACGAGGAGAUCACUGCCUUGAAAAUUAAACAUAAUCCUUUUGCAAAAGCCUUCCUGGAUGCCAAGGAGAGGUGCGAGUCCAAAGACGUUCUGGACCCCAGCAACGAAGCUCAUCAGUCUGGCUAUUCACAGCUUGGGGGUUGGUUUCUGCCAGGCACCAGCUCUUUUUGUUCCUCUCCUGCCCAGUCUGCGUUCUCAGGCAGUCCUGGCCUCUCGUCUGGCCACAGCUCAUACUGCGAGACACACUCCAGCCUGCGGAACCAGAGGGCCUCCCCUUAUCCGAACCCAUACAGCCAGAUCAACGCCUCACCGACUAAUUAUGUAGAUAACUCCACGGGCCUCUCCAUGGUGCCUGCCCCUGACAGCUGGCCUGGCCGGAGUCUCUCCAGCUCUAUGGGGGUUCUACCCGGCACUUCCUCUACCACAAGUCAAUAUCCCAGCCUGUGGUCCGUCACCAGCAACUCUAUCAGUCCUGCUCCUCAGUCCAGCUCCAACCCCCAGUUCCUGAGAGGAUCUUCGGUCUCUUAUAGCAGCUUGGCCUCUGCUAUAUCAGCCCCCUCCACAUCCCCAGUCUACAACAAUGCUCUGGCAGAGGUGCCCUCGAGUGAUGGUCAGUGUGACUCCGCUAUCCCCCGUCUGGCAUCCACUUGGGCAACAGUCACUCAGACUUACUGACACUGAGAAGCUGCCCUCUUCCAUCUGCAAAAACAACUGGAAAGAAGCUGGCAGAGGGCAAAGAAAGGGGCAGCUGCACAAUGGUGUGAACCUCUCUACUCUCACAGAACAUAGCUGAUUGCAUAAUCCUACAAGAUGAGAACAUGUCUAAGAACCUCCACUGUUUAAAGGCU
Messenger RNA from Caretta caretta (loggerhead turtle), 1751 nucleotides. RefSeq names its product T-box transcription factor T-A. Gene Ontology annotation, biological process: positive regulation of DNA-templated transcription; somitogenesis; heart morphogenesis. The record is from RefSeq and is a predicted model, not a curated record. Lineage: Eukaryota; Metazoa; Chordata; Testudines; Cheloniidae. Gene Ontology annotation, molecular function: DNA-binding transcription factor activity, RNA polymerase II-specific; RNA polymerase II cis-regulatory region sequence-specific DNA binding. Gene Ontology annotation, cellular component: chromatin; nucleus.